AGAAGGGAGAAGACAGCGAGCGACGUUUCUCGUUUUCUGCUGACGAAUUGAGAGGUUGAUUUGGACGCAAUGAGGAGGGUUCAGAGUCUGGCCUCUUCUAUCCUGGGACGAGCUCUGCUUCCAGCCCUUGAGGGCUCCUCCUCCUCUUCUGCAAUUACCACCCGUGUUCAGACUAGGCUUCUGCAGGUGGCGUUAUACAACAGUUGUAGCGGCUCGUCUGGUCGGCCCCGGUUGUUCUCUGAUUACGGUGGGCGACCUGGUCGAGCCGUAUCUCUCGGUGUCGCCGGAGCCGUUUCCUUCUCCAUCGCCGCUUCUUCAGUUGUUCCUAAUGUAUACGCAAAGGAGCCUCUCGCUUCAGAGUUCCUACCUAAAGAUGUUGUACUUUACCAGUACGAAGCUUGCCCUUUCUGCAACAAGGUUAAAGCAUUCUUAGAUUAUUAUGAUAUACCAUACAAAGUCGUUGAGGUGAAUCCUCUCAAUAAAAAGGAGAUCAAGUGGUCUGAUUAUAAGAAGGUUCCUAUAUUGACUGUGGAUGGUGAACAGCUGGUUGAUUCAUCAGAUAUAAUUGACAAGCUAAGUCUCAAGAUUCAUCCUGAAAAAUCAGAUGAUUCUAUUCCAGAUGAUGAUGAAGAGAAAAAGUGGCGUAGGUGGGUUGAUAGUGAUUUGGUGCAUGUCCUAUCCCCAAACAUAUACCGAAGUGUUUCAGAGGCUCUUGAGUCGUUCGACUAUAUCACAAGCAAUGGUAAUUUCAGCUUCACAGAGAAAAUAACAGUGAAAUAUGCAGGAGCUGCAGCUAUGUAUUUUGUCUCUAAGAAUCUGAAGAAGAAACAUAACAUUACUGAUGAACGUGCAGCACUGUACAAAGCUGCAGAGACUUGGGUGGAUGCUCUAAAUGGUCGGGAUUAUCUAGGAGGAUCCAAGCCUAAUUUGGCUGAUCUUGCAGUCUUUGGUGUUUUAAGACCCAUCAGAUACCUGAAAUCGGGUGGAGACAUGGUGGAGAACACACAAAUUGGUGAUUGGUACACAAGAAUGGAAAGAGCUAUAGGUGAGUCUUCUAGGAUCAAGGCCUAGGAUGGAGCUUUUUUUUUUUGGUCAAGUCCAUGGUGGUGCCCUCUACUUUAACCUUGAGGUAACAGGUUUUCUUUCUGCAUCAAGUAAGCCAAGGACAAAAAGGGAAACAAUUUUAGAAGCAUAUAUGGUCUCAUUUUUUAUCGACUCAACUGUUUAUACUUGAAAUUUUCUCUCAUAGAAUGUUAAUCACUAUUUGGUGUCAA
Molecule: messenger RNA, 1274 nt
Organism: Telopea speciosissima
Lineage: Eukaryota; Viridiplantae; Streptophyta; Magnoliopsida; Proteales; Proteaceae
Product: prostaglandin E synthase 2-like
Exons: 6
Coding region: 70-1071 (333 amino acids)
Cellular component (GO): mitochondrion
Molecular function (GO): prostaglandin-E synthase activity
Source: RefSeq, a predicted model, not a curated record